Adelges cooleyi (spruce gall adelgid) is the source of this 7930-nucleotide messenger RNA. RefSeq lists its product as uncharacterized. The coding region runs from base 497 to 3661 and encodes 1054 amino acids. NCBI's taxonomy places the organism in Eukaryota, Metazoa, Arthropoda, Insecta, Hemiptera, Adelgidae. The record is from RefSeq and is a predicted model, not a curated record. The transcript is spliced from 2 exons.
UCGCCGGCGGAACGUUAUUGACGCGCGCGCGUGUCUCUCCCGCGUGCGACUAACGGUGUGCGCCAGUGCCUUAUCCGUCUCUUCCGAUUAAAAGUAAAUAAUUAACACACAAUAAAAAAAAAUUUAAAAAAAAAUGAUUUGAUAAAAUAUAUUGUUACCUAUUUUAUUUUUUAUUUUUUAAAUUAAAAUUUGUAUUAAUUCUUCAUUCGACAACCCAACAAAGCCGACAGCUAUUUUAAAAAUAUUAAUAAUACAAAACAAAAAUAAUAGCCGCUUGUACACUGCCCGUGCAGACGUCGAGCAUGCAUCAAGCCGGCCGCCGACCGAGACAUCAUCACAGCCGGCGUCGUCUCCGUCUCCCCUUACCGUCACCUUCGUCGUCUACGUCGUUGCCGUCACCGCCGUCAACGCCGUCGCCUCCACCGCUACCUCAUCUUCACCAUUACCGGCGACACGCUUUUCGCUCCAGUGAGCGAUUCCCGAGAAUAACAGCGGCAUGCAGGCGAUCGGCAAGACCGAUGACAAAAUGAGCUUCCCGACCACAUGGACCGACAUACUGUUAAAGUCUAUAUCGUCCGGUAAGUCUAACUAUACGAUUGAUGUGAAAAUCGGGACGAAACGUAUUUCGUCAGAUCUCAAUCGGCAAGUAACGCACAGACAGGACAUACCAAAGAAGCGCCGCAAACAGCCUAACCCCACGAGAAUAUCCUCGGAAGACGGGACGCCGACCACUGGCGACUGCAACGCUUUUGACACGCUAUCCGACCACGGCAACAGCAAGCCCGAAUCGGACCACAGUUCAGAUGAUUCUUUACUGCAGUCAUCUUCUAAGCGACACAGUCCGCCGUUGAACUUGACCAAAUCCGAGAUACAAUCGCAAGCCGUAUCUCCCCAACCGUCGCACACCAAUGCCGUCGUCUACCAUUUACAUCAAGACGUCCCCAACCCGACUGCGUCCAAUGCGAUGCUUCAACUAGGUACUAACCAACACCAGCAGCAGCAGCAACAUUCACAGUUGGUGCAACAUCAACAGCAUCAGCAUCAUCAGCAAUACCUACAGAAUCAUCAGCGGCACCAGCAGCAGCCACAGUACCAACAUCAACAGGCGACUUUGAGGCCGAUCAACCAGUUAAAGUACGAACCUUCGGUCAACGCUACUCCGAUAUGCUUGAAAGCUCAACCACUGCAGGUGUGCGGUACGUCCAAACCUAGCAACUACGUUCAGUCUCCUGUUCAGAUAUUCAAUCCCGAAGCUUAUUGCGACCAGUGCAACAAAGAGUUUUGCAACAAAUACUUUUUAAAAACCCACAAGGCCAACAAACACGGUGUUUACUCGGACGUCAGUCUACAGACCGCCACGGAGUACAUGGAUCGAGGAUGGAAACAACCGGAUGUUAACCACGGCAUGUCCUCCGCGCCACCGUUUUACGCGUCCAAAAUCGUUCCACCGGUGGUUCAGCAGCAGCCGCCGUUGGCCAAUGCUCAGGGAGUCAAAAACAUGAUAAACAACAUUAACACGCGGGCCUUCUGCAGCAUCUGUCAAAAGGAAUUUUGCAACAAGUACUUUGUGAAACGACACAAGGCUAAAAUACACGGUAUAUACGAAGAGGGUGGUGAUUACAGGGCCUUGGACGAUGUGGCGGCCAAUCUCAAGCGAACCUACAUAAAACGAGAACAAUCAGAAUCUUUGGACGGCUGCGAGAGGGGUGAGAUUUUGAGCGCCUCUACAUUAGUAGACGUUUUAUCUUACGCCCAAGUGACGGUCAACGAUUACUCACAAAAGCCGCCUACGGAUCUCGCCACAAAUACUGUCAUCGACGAUCAGUUAAUAAAGACCGAACCGAUGGCCGCCGCCGAACAGAGUUACGGAGACGAGAUGUUGGCAGCCGCCCACGAAGACGAGCCUACUGAUCCUACGACCAAUGCGGUCUACGGAGAACGACAGUUGGCUGACGUGUUUCCCGUCAACCUCAUGUUGGACCGGAACGCGUUGACCAUCGAACCGAUAAGGCUGAAAGACGAACGUGAUUUACCCGAGGAAGUAUUGCCCCCAAAGGUAGAAACCAACGAGACCGCGGCCCUAGAAGAAAUGGCACAACUCAAGCACAAGAACCGAUUUCAACAAGCUGUGCAGGGUAUUUUGAUGAAAUUGACUCCCGAGAGUCCGGGCCCGGUCAAAUGCGACGUGUGCAACGUAUUGGUGGACGGAUCGUCUUUAAGAGCGCAUUUUCUUAGCAAACAUGAAGAUAUAGUCCAAGAACUGGUCAACGAGACGCUGAUGGCUACCAGCCACGACGGAACAUCGCAGCUUACCGAACACGCGUGUCCCGAAUGCCAACAGACGUUUGUCUCGGACGCUCACUUGAAAGCGCACGUUCAACAAUGUGACGGCCACGUCAAAGGGAUGAGCGCGGCUUCAUCGCCGGUCAGCAAGUAUUCGACCGAGAACGAAAACGAGUACAUCAAAGACAGGAAACCGUCGUCUUCGUCGUCGUCGACGAUGCUCAGCAGUUUCUGUAGAAUAUGCAAUAAGGAACUAUGCAACAAGUACUUUAUGAAAACGCACAUGCAGCGCAUGCACGGAAUUUCCAUACAGAACGGCAACCACAUCAACGGAGUGGUGUGCGACAUAUGCAACAAGGAGCUGUGCAGCAAGUACUUCUUGAGGGUGCACAAACAGAACUCCCACGGUAUCGCCGAGCACGCUGGACCGGCCGGUUGUCACAAAUUGUGGUCGGACCAUUUGGCAGGGACAGACAGCGGGUCGGCCGGUGGACCGGAAGAACUGACCGACAACAAUCACCGGUACUACAAACACUACACCGAAGUUUGCAACCUGUGCUUCAGGAGGUUCAGGAGCUCGAAAUGGUUGAGCGCCCAUUUGUUAAACGACCACGGCGAAGACGGGCGGACCCAAUGGAAACAAAUACAGAAUCAUCUAAACGGCGGCGAUGGCCAAGUCGGUCAACAAAACAUGGCAUUGCCGACGGUCGCAGCCGACCCGGCGGACUCGGAAGAGGUGUCCAGACGGCAUUCGGGCGACGAGCAACCGGCGCAGACGACGCCGCAAGCCGACGAAGCCAAACAGUACCGGUGCUCGUACUGUCCGUUCACCACGUCCAUCCUGUCGUUUUUGUUCGUUCACGAGAAAUUCCACGUGGCCGUCAAACAACAGCGGCCGACGGCGAUCGACGGCGACAACGAUGUGACAACAUUAGCCUGUUCCGACUGUUCCGCUGGGCCGUUCCGCGACAAAGCGCAUUUAGAAACGCACAUGAUCCACUGUCACGUAACAAAAAAAGACUUAGCUUGCGAUCUGCCGGCGCCGGUGACCAACGUCGGUCCGGAACCGGCGGUAAUCGCCGACGAACUGGACGUUGGACAGGACUCGACGGUGGACAAGUCGUCCAUGGACACCAACGGCAACGACGUGUACGCGGACGCCCGCAAACCGAACGAGACCAACGUCGGUCACGAACCAUUCAUAAUGCAAUCGUUCUUCCUGGAAAAUUGUUCCGUGUCGCCAGCAGUGAAAACAGUGUUGAACAGUGGCGGUGGCACCGGCCGGAGCGACUCGUUUCACUCGUCUUUGGUUUACCUUCCAGUCAAGGAGAAGCUCACCUCCACGGUCAAUGUGUUUUUCAAACUCACCCCCACAUAGUUUUUCCUCGGAUACCUUAACCAUAAGCACAGAAAGAUACACAUGUAAAUUCGUUAUCGCCGACAGCCGUAUGUUGGCACAGAGUUGGCAAAAAGCCCAAACUCAUAAAAACCUAGCUCAAAAUUUAAUUAGGUUGGGAUUUUUAAAAAUCGAAAUUCGGGGUAUUGCCAACUCUGUAAUUAAGAUUACCAUAAAAUGUUGUAUUGGUAAGCUUUCCGCAAAAAUGGUCUUUAGUAAAACUAGUGUUUUUAUUCGUACGAUAGUAAAUAUUAUUGUACAACAAAGAAUUAUAAUAAGACUGAAAAAAAAAGAAACUAACAAAUUUACAUGGGUGCUGGAAUAAAAUCUGGUGAUAUCUACGUUACUUAAGUUCCUAAUUAAGUCUUGUGAGUCAAACGGUGGUUUACACACGAGAGUCGUAAUGCGUCUGCACGUUAUUCAUAAUAAGAAGAAGCCGAUUCCUGAGCGGUGACCAUCCAACCCAAAGAAGGUCACCUUGUAAGGUUGGGUGGUUCCUGUUUAGAGCUUAAUAUAUUCUUAUUAUAAAUAGAGUUUCACAUCCAUUGGUUAUCUCAUCGGGUUAGGUUGGUCCGGUUCGUUUUAGUUUCUUAAAUUUUUGGCUUUGUAAUAAUGGAUAUUCAUUGUAAAACAGACUAAUGGUUUUUGUUAAAGUGUUUGUAUAUUACUUUUUCGAUUAUUGAACAACACUUUAUAAGCAAGAACAAAAAUAUAACCUUCAACGAAAAUAAAUUACUUCAACUUCCGUGAUAACAAUUAUUCGUUUAUAGACACCACAAUAAUUAGUUAACUACAAGGGACAAUACGAACCGGACGACCAUGCAUGUAUUCAAUGCUUAAACGGUAGAUAAUUUAUAAUGGAUAAAGAGAGCUGGGCCGAAUGGUUAAUGGUACUGUAUACUCGAGGUUUUAUCAACACUUGGUAAGCGUUAUCAUUAUCACAUAUGGGAUAAUAGCUGAUAGUAACUGUUGCGACGCCUGCGUAAAUGUGAUCGGUGGACUCUUCAAAAUGAAUAAACAAAAUUAAGAUAUAGAAAGUGCGCAAAAAAACAACUUUUAUUAUCGAGUGGAAAUACGGAUAUCAGUAUUUUUUAUCAUCUUGAUGUUAUAAUUUAAAACUCUUGUCAAUACAAAAAUAACUGAAAACACCAUAAUAUUUUUCCGUUGACCUGGGUAAACUAUAGUACCAUGUCUUUUUCGCUCGAUACUCAUGCCUCGGUCCAAGACCGUUUUGUUAACCUGUCUAUUGUUAAAAAAUAUAUUUGAAAUCUCCAUUGUAAAUGGUCCGAGGGUCAAAAGUGUUCUGGAAACAAAACGUAAAUCGUGUGUAGAAACUACCGGUAAAACUCCAUAGUAAAAUAUUAACACCAUUGCCCGUAGUAAUUUUUCCUCUGUAUUAUUCCCGUAAAAAAUGACUGAGCACUGUUCGUUGCUAUACGAACCGGCUUACAUGUUGUAUUGUAGAAAUAAAAUGAACUAUUUUUAUCUCCAAAUCAUAUUCGUGCUAGCGUGAUAACGUUAUAAUCAAAAUCAUAUUUUUUAAUCUUUAAACGUGGCAAGAAAACGAAAAUCAAAAUUAUUUUUAACAUUGUUAUUCGCCGCGUUAUUGCGUUACAUAUUUUAUUCCAUUAAGAUAACUCUAGUCGAUAUUUUAUUAUUAUUUUUUUUUAAUGUUUUUCGUUACUCGCCGUUGAUUAUAUUAUUCAACAAAAUAAUUAUCUACAAUAUUAGGUAUAGAUCAUAGAAUUAUUCUAGUCAUUUUUUUUUUUUUGUGCUUAUAUGAUAGGUAUUUUUAAUUGAUGUACAAAUAUUAUUUAGUGAUUUUUGUCGGAUGCGAUAAAAUAUCGAAUUUAAUUACUGAUGGCUCAUAAAAUGUUGGACUUUACACGUUAGCCGAGGGUGGCGCCUCGAUAGUUUGUUUUACCCGCAAAACGGCCACUGGAUGUUUUAUUGAAUCAUUAAACACCCCGACCGUAGGGGUUUUUUACAGCCCAAAUCUAAUGAAAAAUCCUACCGCUCACCAAAGUUGUUACAACGUUUUUAUAAUAUGUAAUACCCGAGGUUUAGUAGAGCCAAUCUGGGCGAAUGCGCUAUUAAACGCAAUUUUCAAAUGGUCGUCGACCUUUUGACUUUCAACAAGCGUUCAUCUCGAGUACCAAAUAAUUUCUUAAAAAAAAAAACACCAUGACGAGAUAACACACAUCUAGGGUAACGGAGGUGGAUAGGUGACUUUCAAGCAAACCUAAACGCACAAUUUUUUCCGAGUAGUGGGUGUUGCUUCCGGAUGUAUAUGUAUAUAAUUAAUAUACUCCAGAUGUUAUGACCGAAAUCGGGAUUUGGUCUUACGGUCUACGAAGUAUGCAGAUUUAUAUGCAUAAUAUAUAGGCACGCACUCAGAAAAAAAAGUGGUAUACACGCUGUUACAUGUUAUAUCACAAUCUAUAUUGCAGGUAAAACCAACGAUCGUCGAGUACGCAAAGGCUUGAACCUUUGGUUCGGUUGAAGACCGUAAUUCCGAGAAAAACACAAUCGUUGUAAUCUUUUCCGAGAAUAAAAAAUAAAAUAAUGAACCUUUUAAACGGAUUUGAUAAAUUCAGGAUGUUUUCGAGCGUGCCAUAAUCAAAUAGUUGCAAUCUUCUGCAGGGACAACCCCGUCUGAUGGUAUUUAAUUAGGAUCAUUAGAGACCAUUAUUUUUUGUACGCGCAAGCAGUAUAUGGAGAUACUAUUAUUCCCGACUUACCUAUUUUCUAAUGCAAAAUUGUACAAUCAAUGUCAUGAGAUUUUAUCAUUUUACGAAAGGUAAAAAUCCAAAUGGGGUUCACAUUUACAAUUCGAUCGGCAACACCCUAUCGAUCAUCAAUGACAAUCGUUUGGAAUGAUAAUCAAGCCGAUCUUGUAUUGGCGUAUUAGGUAUAUGUUCGACAACCCAUUUUUGUGACUGAUAUAUUUAAAAUCUGAAUUUUCAGUCUGUCCAUGUCAGUUAUGAGAUGAUUGAAACUCCGUUUAUGAUGCAUUGCAUUUUACAAGACCUGUGAAGAGUGUUCUAGUGUAUUGACAUAGUUGAUUGACUGCCGGUUGCUGUGCAUACACUUGUUAGCCAAUCGCAGUGUCAAUCCAAGAACACUGUCAUAUUGUUUCGAUACUCGUAUAAGGCACAUUUCUCAAAAAUAUAUUGUCAACCGCUAUCUUUAAAAAUAGAAUCCAAAACAUUUUCACGAAGUAUUCAUUCGUGUAAGGGUUUCUUAAAUAAUCCACCGACUUCAAAAUAUAAAAUCAGCACUCUUGAGAGUUUUCAACACGUUUUCAGUAUAAUUUCCACUAAAACAUACUUUAAUGGAAUUGUUCAGAUGUGCCCUCAGACAUAAUUUACUGGGAAUCAGUCGCGUUUACGGUUUCGACAGUAUAUUAAAGAAAUAAUACAAGAUAUUUUAGGUAAUAAUAGUAACUAUACGGUUCAAAGUAUAUUGCAUUACAUACGUUUCGUACUUACAUAACGACAGCCGAUAAUAAAAAUGAAUGGCAAAUCGUUACUCGGUUAGGUUAGUCGCAAAAAAUUAUCCGGUGUCAAAAACAGAAAUCACAAAUAAAUGAUUAACCAUAAAACACUAUUGUCAUAUGAACUAUUCUUCAAAACUAAAUUUCUAGUUUACCUUUCUUCGUCCUCCGCAUUCGGAGGGAAGAGAGAAAUACAAUAGGAGAGAUUUUUUUUGUAUUCUAUAACAGUAUUUUGUGAAUUAUUGAAACAAUAAAAUAAAAUAAUUGAAAAUACAAUUUUUCUUGAACCGAAGAAUUGGUAGUAAAUUGAAUUUAUAUAUAUAUUAAAUACUUAAAUAGCAAAAAGAAAAGUUUUUCUUUUCUUUACCCCUUCCCCCCCUCUCUCUCCACGGUGGUCGCCUAUUUCCCAAUUUAUUUUACUUUCGUAAACAUACGAUCGCGCGUAAAGUUUUUCAGUUAAAUAUCUUUUAAUGUUUUUAGUCAUAAUUUUGUGUAUUAAGCAAAACAUCUACCGUAUUUAGGAUUAUUUUAAACAUUGGCGCUUGUAUAAAAUAUAACGUAGCGUGUCUUAAGUCCAAAACAAAUCAUGUCCGAAAUAUUUACGGUAACACACUAACUUUAAAUAUUACUUGAAAUUUAAGUAUUGGCUAUAUUAAUUUAAACGUACGAUAUAAAUAUUAUAUUAUGAUUGUUUUAAACAAUUUUUAAUUUAAUUUUACCCUACAAUGGAACUUAAAUCAAAACUAAUUUUAAGA